AUUUCAAAAAGCUGCAAUUUCCUAUGGUUGGCGUGAAAAGUGAAAACAAAACUCUUUUUGGUUUGAUGAAAUUUGCGUAAUUGUGCUACGAAGCAAAUAAGCCUGCUGUGAAAUGUCGGCCGACAAGGCAUUCGAGCUGGUUCGAGAGUUGACAAGAACGACCGAAACUAUUCCUGCCUUCAAUGAUGACGGCGUACGAUCCGUUUUGGAAGAUAUUAACCAAAUUUAUCAGGAGAAUUACAGUUUUGCCAUGUCGUACAACCAAACCGGCGACCGCAAAUACCUCCCGCUCGUUAUGUACCGGCACAAGCUGAUCCAGCGGCAGAAGCGCUGCAUGAUGGUCUACCUGUACAGCCGGAUUCAAAAGCUGAAGAAAGUUCGCUGGCAUCUGGGCGCCACGCUGCCUGCCGACAUCAAGGCCAACCUUAACGAACCGGAACUGCAGUGGUUCAACAACUAUUCGAAAAUCCUAGCCAACUACAUGAUGACGAUCGGCGACGGUCAGGGUCUAAAUCUGACGAACGAUAUCAAACCUCCGAAGUCGCUCUUCAUCGAGGUUCGCUGCCUGACCGACUACGGUAAGUUCGAACUGGAAAGCGGCGAAAUAGUUCUGCUGAAAAAGAACAGUCAGCACUAUCUACCGAAGCUGCAGUGCGAAGCCCUGAUUCGGCAGGGUAUCCUUCAACACAUUGUUUGAUAUGAAUCGAUUUUAAACCAUAAAAGCGAAAACGAAAGGAUUAAAUUAAUGUACAACAAUAA
Molecule: messenger RNA, 759 nt
Organism: Sabethes cyaneus
Lineage: Eukaryota; Metazoa; Arthropoda; Insecta; Diptera; Culicidae
Product: DNA replication complex GINS protein PSF1-like
Exons: 3
Coding region: 113-697 (194 amino acids)
Biological process (GO): DNA strand elongation involved in mitotic DNA replication; DNA replication
Cellular component (GO): GINS complex
Source: RefSeq, a predicted model, not a curated record